AUGGGGUUAUUUUUCUCUAAAUCCUCAAGCAACACCAAUGAGAACGCAGGACAAGAACAUGAGACCAUGUUCCAGCAGUUCACGAACUCCAUCCGUCGUUCAUUUCGCUCCAAACGGCCUGAUGCGGAUAAUGCUAAUCGACCCGGUCUGCAUAAUCAACCCUCAGCCGAAGAAAUGACAAGAACGACAACUCGAGUGCGUCCACCCAUACCAGAAAGCUUCCAUCAACCGACCGCUGCAUCUGUUUCAUCCGUGACAGCUUCCAAAGAGAUUUCGGAACAGCCUGCUAAAUGUCCUACUCCUGCUGAAGCCAAAGUUUCGACACCAAAGACACUAGAAGUGGCACCUGCUAGCGCAAGGAUGGUGGAAGCACCGCAGCAUACUGCUUUCAUUCCCGAAACACCAAAGAAUUUGAAAGGGGAUAGGGAGAGGGAGGGAGAGGUAGAUGCAGCAUUGGAUGUGUUAAAAGGGGCCAUUCAUGAGAGAGAAGAGCAAGAGGAGAAGAAAGAUGACAAAAAGGAUGAAGAAAAAGACAAACUAAAUCAUGUGGGAGGUAUCCUUUCCCAGUUAGCACCAGCCGAUAUAUCUGAUGAGAACUCGCCUGAGACAGAAGCACCUGCGAAGCCAGCAGUGAGUCUAAUGGCAGCACUGGAGAGGCGAAAGGCGAUAAAAGAACAAAAGGAAAAGGAGGAAGAGGAAGAUGAUGAAGAGGAGAAAGAAAUGCCCCUUUCACAUGGAGUGACCAAUGUGUUAGAAAGCAUAGCUGUUCACUCAUCAUCCAUUAGAUCACAUGAGGCUGCUAACUUGAUGGCAACUUUCACAAUUCCACCUCAUUCAGCAUCGGAAGAAAAAGAAGAGGAGGAAAAGGAGGAACAGGAAGAGGAAGAAGACAAGAAAGAAAGUGAGGAGAUGGUAAAGGAGGAGUUAGAAGAUAAAGAAGACAAGAAAGAAGGUGAGGAGAGGGUCAAAGAGGAGUUGGAAAAGAAAGAAGACAAGAAAGGUGUCGAGGAAAAGGAGUAA
Echinococcus granulosus is the source of this 1020-nucleotide messenger RNA. RefSeq lists its product as hypothetical. The record is from RefSeq and is a predicted model, not a curated record. The transcript has a single exon. Lineage: Eukaryota; Metazoa; Platyhelminthes; Cestoda; Cyclophyllidea; Taeniidae. The coding region runs from base 1 to 1020 and encodes 339 amino acids.